Molecule: messenger RNA, 2822 nt
Organism: Fopius arisanus
Lineage: Eukaryota; Metazoa; Arthropoda; Insecta; Hymenoptera; Braconidae
Product: FGFR1 oncogene partner-like
Exons: 5
Coding region: 25-1404 (459 amino acids)
Biological process (GO): microtubule anchoring
Cellular component (GO): centrosome
Source: RefSeq, a predicted model, not a curated record
GGGGUGAAUUUUUUGUUUUUUAAAAUGAUAGACGGCAACAUAUCAAUGGAGGAGGACACAGAAUUGAGGGAUUUGGUCGUGCAAACACUAGAGAAUAAUGGGGUUCUUGCCAAAGUUCGAGCGGAACUGAGGGCCAGUGUUUUUUUGGCACUUGAGGAACAGGAGUCAGUCGCGAACCCUGAGCCACUUCUCAACAAAACCGUUAAACAGUACCUGUCAAACUCUGAAGGAAAACUACUAUUUUCGUUAGUUAGAGAGUUUCUAGAAUAUUUCGCAUUGGAUUACACGAUUUCAGUUUACGAUCCAGAGACGUACGUGGGGAAGGAGUACAAUUACAUCGGUAGAAAUAAAUUGUGCGAGAAGUUGGGAAUAAGUACGACGGAACCAUUGCUCGGGGAGCUGCUGAAGAACAGCAUCAAUGGUGCCUUCAAUAAUUCUGAAAAGAAUGACUCAAACGAUAGCAGACUGAACAAAACAACCGAUACAUCAGCCAACAACGCAACAUUCGAAGUUAAAGUACCAAAAAUCAUUCACAAAGACUCGCCCUCAUUCUCAAACGACAACGACUCAUCCGAAAAAGGGGAGACAGUAUCAGAUAUGAGCCAGGAUAUUCCAAUAAACGUGACAAUAACCGACAAAAAAAUCACUAAUGCAGAGCCGAAUAAUCCAAAAACGUCCAGCAAUUCAGCGAUCGAUAAAUCGUUGUGUGAAUUGCGACACGAAUCGUCGAGAGAAAGUACUAGCAUCGAAAAUACGACUGUAACUGGUAACAAUAAUAAAAAAGCCGACGACUGCCCAGUGGACAAGGACAAUUCACUGAAUGAGAGUGAACAAUUCCUAAAAUUCGAUGAAACAAUAGGUGACAGUGGACGUAAUGAGGAAAUGAGUAAAUUAAAAUUGAGAAAGGAUGUGGAAAUACAAAAUACGAAUAAUGCUCAAAAUCGAAUAAUUGAUGGGGAGAAUAAUUUUAGUAAGACUGUUUAUUUCGACGAGAUUAUUGUUGAUGGAAAGAGGGAGAGAGUUGGAGGUGGUGGUGGUAGGAGGGAAUCACUGCUUGGGGAUUUGCCACCGAUUGGUGCCAGAGGUAAUUCGAUUUUCACUGAUUUACCACCACUCAAUGGAAAGAAAACGAAUAUCAAUGAUCUCAAGGAGCUCAUGGAUAUGGGACUCGCUGGCGAGGGUGUAGAUAAUUACGAGGAAGACUUCGCAUCCUCGGCAUCGGGCAGUGCCAAUGAGGCGAGUCCCAUUAAAGACAGUGAUAAAAAUCCCAGUCAAUCCCCAGGGGUUAAAAAUCAGAAGGACGAGAAGAGCAACAGUGCGAGGAGCGAGGAGAUCAGCGAGGAAAUCGAGGAUGAAGUACUCAGCGCAAAUGUCUCAUGCGUGAGUGAUCCAAUUGUCAUUUGAAACAAUCAUCUCCAUGCAUUCACGAGCCAUGUCGCAGGUCGACUAAUUUAUUUUUUAAACGAGCGAUUAUCAGUCUAAUUAAUCGUCUUGCCAUUGACCACUGAUUAUUAAACAAUAAAAAUCCACACUAAUGUCUAUUACCUCUUGAUUAAUCUCAUCUAUUAAUUCGACAUUUCGAUGUUGAAAGUUGAGGAAUUCGUUAAUUUAUCAGUGGAAACGACUGAUUCAUAAACUCAAGUCAUUAAAUUCAAUUUCUGCGUGAAUAUUCGAAUUUUAUUUCUCAAAAUGUCGAAGGGAUGAUUUUUUUUUUUUGCAUUUCAUGGAUUAAUCGGGAUUUUAUGGAACACUGGAGAUAAGACACUGCCAGAUGUGGCUCAAUAAUCGUUGCUAAGUUAUUAGUGUGAAUUUAUGAAGUGGAAAUCCCCCGGACAGUUUAAUUUUUCAAUCGAUAAUUUUCCCUGAAGCAUUUGUACAGUUGAAGUGAUUCCAGAUAUUGAAAACAUGUUGAAAAUAUUUUUGUACAACAAUUUGUAGGUGUUAAGAUACUGAUGUUAUAUAAAAAGCAAUGAAAAAAUAUUUUUUCCGAAAGAUAAAGCCACAAGAGAUGAUAUUUACGGUAAAUUGCGAAGUGAAAUGACGAAAUUUUCAUCGGUAUUUCACUCUGGAAUUUUGAGAGAUAAAAUUUUUGGGGAUUGCUUCUUCAUUUUUUCACCGAGUGCGUCUAGUAUUACUAUAUUAUUAUUGUAACAAUUAUUGAUUUAUUUAAAUAUAAUUAUUAUUUUAUUAUGAGGAUCAUAAAGAGGGAAAUUUCGAACUCAAACGUCGAAAAUGCAUUUUUUUUCUGUUAAUUUAUUACCAUUUCCACCAUUAAUGCAUAUUAUCCUACGACUGUUAUAUGUAUUACCUCAUUUCUAAUUAAAAAUGUGAAUAAGUCGGUGAUUAAGUGGUGGAACGUAACGGGAGAGCGAUGAAUUGAAGAAACUAGUCGAUUUUUUCAAUUUGAUUGGCAAAAAAUGAGAAGAAAAAUAAUAGACAAUUACGUUUCACCAAUUAAUAACUGCAAAAAUAAAUAAAAGUUACUGCUAUGGUGUUCUAGGACACCAGUAAAUUAUCCGUCUAACGAGAAUGGAUUGCCGAUAAAUAAUGAAAAGUGUUUUUUAACGAACGAGUAAUAAAUCUAAUUAUUUUUUUCCUGAAAUGGUGCUAUUUGAAUAAUUAAUGGAAAAUUUUCUAUGACUGUUGAUUUAAAUGCUUGUCUAUUUUCCUCGGAGCAAUGAACAAUUGAAAAAUAAAAAUGGAUUCACACAGCCAAUUAAUUAUUUUGGGCAAUCCAUUAUUGAGUAAUUAAUUAAUGAGACUAGUACAAUCGAAUGAUAAUUAACGUGAAGUGGAGUGAGGAGUUUUAUUGAAUAAAAAAA